Nerophis lumbriciformis (worm pipefish) is the source of this 693-nucleotide messenger RNA. NCBI's taxonomy places the organism in Eukaryota, Metazoa, Chordata, Actinopteri, Syngnathiformes, Syngnathidae. The record is from RefSeq and is a predicted model, not a curated record.
AUGGCGCUGGCGCUUUCCCAGGCGGGCGCAGACGUUGUACUGGUUGGUCGAAACGCGUCCGGGUUAGCUGAAGCAAUCGAGCAGAUAAAGGCGCAGGGUAGCGGCAGCGCUGUCCCUCUCGCAGCUGAUCUGCUUGAUCGCUCUCGCCUUGGCGAUGUGGUUGCCGAGGCAUCGGAAGCCUUCGGCACACCGGACAUACUGAUCAAUGCCGCCGGUAUUAACCUGCGUGAACCCUGGGAUGAAAUCAGUGAAGACAGUUGGCAGCAAACACUGGAUAUCAAUUUGUCGACACCGUUCUUUUUAGCGCGACACUGUAUUCCCGGCAUGAAAAGCAAAGGUCGCGGCAACAUCAUUAACGUCGCCUCGCUACAAUCUUAUCGCGCCUUCGCCAAUAGCAUUGCCUACGGUGCGUCCAAGGGCGGUAUUGCGCAAGUGACUCGCGCCAUGGCGGAAGCCUGGUCACCUUUGGGCAUCGUUAGUAACGCUGUGGCGCCGGGGUUUUUCCCCACCGAGCUCACCCGCAAGGUCUAUGAGAAUCCCGAGUUGCUGGCACACAACGCAGGCAUGACCGCUAUUGGUCGUAAUGGUGAGUUAUCCGAUUUGGACGGCAUCACCGUCUUUUUAGCAUCGGCCGCCGCCAACUACAUUACCGGGCAAAUUAUCGCUGUCGACGGCGGAUUUACCGCAAAGUAA